AUGGGCAUGGGCGACUACCUCAGCACGCAGGCCGAGACGGACCUCAUCAACCACGAGCGGUCGCGCGAGCUCUGGGAGAUGGAGAACUUCCCCGAAGGCGAGAAGGCCGAGAUGAUCGAGCUGUACGAAGCCAAGGGCAUCUCGUCUGAAGACGCCAAGAUUGUCGUCGACACGCUCUCCAAACUCAAGCUCAUGCCCGUCGACGACGACGAGAACCCGUUCAUUGGCGGCCUCAUCACGUUUGGCUCGUUCGUGCUCUUUGGCGCG
Molecule: messenger RNA, 267 nt
Organism: Saprolegnia parasitica CBS 223.65
Lineage: Eukaryota; Oomycota; Saprolegniomycetes; Saprolegniales; Saprolegniaceae
Exons: 2
Biological process (GO): intracellular manganese ion homeostasis
Molecular function (GO): manganese ion transmembrane transporter activity
Source: RefSeq, a predicted model, not a curated record